Messenger RNA from Centruroides sculpturatus (bark scorpion), 661 nucleotides. RefSeq names its product protein ecdysoneless homolog. Lineage: Eukaryota; Metazoa; Arthropoda; Arachnida; Scorpiones; Buthidae. The annotation marks the transcript as partial. Gene Ontology annotation, cellular component: nucleus. The record is from RefSeq and is a predicted model, not a curated record. The transcript has 2 exons.
AUGUAACCAGGAAAAAGACUAGAGAAUUAAUAGAAGGAAUGAAAGAAUAUAUGGAACAGAUGGAUCGCGAACUCUUUAAUACAGAUGUAGGAUUAAGCUAUGAAAGAUUACCACCAAAUGAAACUGUAGAUGAAAAAGAGAUUAAAGAAGUCGGGGAUGGUGAAAUACCUACUGCUUCUGAUGAUAAGUAUCGUCCCGUUGAUGUUGAUUUAACAGUUUUAAAGAAUAUAUUGGAGUCAUACAAUAGUCAACAAGGAUUACCUGGACCUACAAGCAACUUAUUGUCUUCUAUGGGUGUUCAUCUUCCAGAUGAUAAAGAUACCAAGUAACUUUAUCAUAAUUUUGCUCAAUGAGUUUUUUAUAUAUUGUAUAAUAUUUUAUUUCAAUUUGCCUUCUAUAUUGUUCUGAUAUUAAAAUAAUUAAAUAUCCAUUUACCAGAAAAAUUAUUAAUGAAUCUACAAAAAUCUUUGUAAAAAAAUAAAUAAAUAUUUGAAAUAGAUUAAUCAAUUUCAAUGAUCAUUUUCUAAUAGAAUCUUAAUGUACAUGCAUGUUUUAACUAAGUGAUGAAAAAAUUAAAAAUAUUGUAUUCAAAAAUCAAAAAUGAAUAUAUUUGAAUGAAAUUAUAAACAGAAAUGGUAUUUUUUAAAGCAUAGAUUGAGAA